AUGCUUGAGGCUAGUAAAGUAUCUACUGGUGGUUAUAGUGAUAAAGCUAUAGAUGAGGUAUUAACGGCGGAUUGUUCAACCCUUGAUGAGCUUGAGGAUUUUAUUGACCGAUCUUUUCAAAAUGCGAAUAUUCUGAUGCAAAAUAAUAAUACCAAUAUUUCCUCUGCCCAAUCUAUUGACAGCUCUACCCCAGUUCGGACGCAAGAUGAGGCUGAGUUGGGCAUUACAGUGAAACAAUUUCACAUGUUCAAGGAUAAGAUUGAGUCCGAUAUUGUAGUUUUGAUAAAUAAUCUUUCAGAACAGACUCAAAUUAUAAAUAAAAGUAAACAGGAUAUAUGCAAAUUAUCUGAUGAAAAUUUGAAUUUGAAGUCACGGUUGGCUGAAUUAGAAGUUAAAGUACUCUCUGAGGAUCUAUCGAAUAAUACAAUCGGCUUCAAAGAAAGCAUUGAUGAUGUUGUCAUUAAUGAGGUUAACCUUCCUAGUAGCAGUGCCACCAGCAUUCCCGCUUUAGAUUCCAUUUCCAAAAUUGCCUCCCCCAAUGAAGUUAACCAUGCUCAAAAUAUUUUGGAAUCAGAGCCUACACCUAUAUCGAGACCUGCCAACCAAGUUGAUGCCGCAUCACAGGUUUGUCUAGACAUUAUAAGUGAUAAUUCCAACUAUUUGUCGAACUGUCGCUGUUCGUGUGGCGUUCUAGCUGCUGAUGUUGAGGAAGUUAAAUUAGAUAUUACUACUCUAUCUAACAGAAUCGAUUCGAUUGCAAAUGCUAAUACCGAAUAUUCUCAUAAAGAUAAAGAAAUUGAUCGUCUUCGGAGUGAACUUUCAAUUGAGAAGGCGAGAUCUGAAAAGCUUGAAUCUGAGUUGAGUUUAUUUGUGAAAGAACGAUCCCUUGAAAUUGAAAAGUUGAAUCUGACCAUUGUUUCCCUAGAGAAUAAAAAUGCAUCUACAUUUGCUGCUCCGAUGAACAAUAACAAUAGUAAGAUUAAUAAAAACACUCUUAUGAACAAAAACAACAGAAAUGGUCACCGAAACAAUGGUCAUCAUAACAACAAUGAGUUAAAUCAAUGCAAAUCUCAAAACGUCAGUUUACAACCUUUCAUCCCUGCUCCUGUAAAUAAUAGGGACAUUGAAAGUGUGCCGUUUCACGAUACUAAUAGGGACUUACAAAACAAGGCACUACAAAUCAAUCAAAUUGCAAAUAUGCCCGAAAAGCAACCUAUAUUGGAUUGGAUUGGUUCUUUACCGUUAAUAGAUAUACCCAUCCAAGCGAAAAAUAACCAAUAUAUUAAUGGAAAUACCUCGAACAAGCCUCCUUUUCCCAAGCGCCAUCGAAUGAAACCACCACCCUAUCGAACGGGCCAUCGCCACCAAUCCCUCGAAUGGCUGAGCCAUUUGGACUUUGUACACCAACUGUGCAAGAGGUAG
Molecule: messenger RNA, 1422 nt
Organism: Paramuricea clavata
Lineage: Eukaryota; Metazoa; Cnidaria; Anthozoa; Malacalcyonacea; Plexauridae
Source: the annotation of a GenBank genome assembly